CUCCCAACUCCCAAUUCUCUCGCCCUCCUCUGCUCUCAACAACACGAACAUGAAGAUCACCAUUGCCGCAUCUCUGCUCCUCACCAUCGUCGCGUGCGUCUCUGCGGCUGCCGUUCAGCCUCAGGCCACAGCUGCCCCUCUUGAGAGGCGCCAGGACAACAGCUACUUCUCAUCGCUGUUCGCCAACAAUCCCGUCUUCAACACCGGCCUGCAGGUCAUUCAAUCGGCCCAGGCGUCGGCUUUGAGGGAUCCGCAGUUCCGCUCCGACUACCUACAGGCCCAAACAGGUGGCGACCCCGGCCCUUUCAUCUCGCGGGUCAGCUCCGCCUACGCAAACCCCACAUAUUCGUCGGCCGUCUACCAGAGGUAUGGCACGUCCACUGCAGACGCUGUCUGGUCCUUGCUCUCAGGCCUCGAGAAGACCUACGCCGCACAGUCUACGUCGCGUGCGGGGUCCUCGAGCAGCGGCGGCUCGAAUGCUGCACCUUCUGCGAUGCAAGCCCCUCUUGCCGCCGGGAUCACUCUCCUCGGCGCCACGGCAUUCGUACUUGCCAUGAUCUGAGCCUUGCGAGCGGCAAGCGAGGGAGGAUCUUCAUGGUCAGCAGAGACCUGUUCCACGGCGAGCAAAGCGUUCCCCCUGCCGUGGCCUGCGGUGGGCUUCCUGCAUCACCAUCCUGCUCAGUCCUCUUGCUGCCUCACA
Molecule: messenger RNA, 700 nt
Organism: Jaminaea rosea
Lineage: Eukaryota; Fungi; Basidiomycota; Exobasidiomycetes; Microstromatales
Exons: 2
Coding region: 50-562 (170 amino acids)
Source: RefSeq, a predicted model, not a curated record